AUGUGGACUCGUAGCCCCAAAUCAAUACAGUGUUGCCCCAAGAGUCAGAAAGGGACAGAGUGGCAUCAGGGGGCGGCUCAGAAUGCUCUCCGCCUCUCACAACAUAACAACAACCCCUGGCUUCUAACCGCAAUUUACUACCACCAGGGUGGGUUGCAAAGAUCUCGGAUGAAGAUGAAAAUGUUAAGUUUGGACAAAGACCUUGUGAGGGAUGCUAUACGAAACGUAAUGCGUAUUGAUCACUUCAAACAGUACUAUACACAUUCGUUCGCAUAUGAUGUCGGCCAAAUGAUAUAUUUGAUUAGAAGCAAAUACGCUAGAAUGAUUCGUGUGUUUACAAUAGCGCUUGAAUAUGACAAAAAGUACCAUCACGGUUUCAAACACGUGCCACAUCUAGCGGAAAUUCAAAAGUUGGCAAUGGAAAUUUAUAAUUUAGUUGAAAUGUUGGAAGAGUAUGAAUUGAUUGGGGAGAAACGAAAUAAUAGAAUGUUCAACUUGUUCAAUUUGCCACAAAAUUUUACUUUUUCAAAUAAGACUUUAUCUGAAUUAAAAGCUAAUUAUUCAAAUCAGCAAGCUAAAAUUCCACGGACGAAUCCAUUAACAGGACGGAAAAACAGACAGUAUCAAAAACAUAGCAGUGAUAUGUAUCAAAUUGGUCAUCUUGAUGGUGCCGGCUUUGACUCAGAUAUAGAACAUUAA
Molecule: messenger RNA, 699 nt
Organism: Danaus chrysippus (African queen)
Lineage: Eukaryota; Metazoa; Arthropoda; Insecta; Lepidoptera; Nymphalidae
Source: the annotation of a GenBank genome assembly